AUGACGGAUAAAGAGGCCACCGUUUAUAUUGUGGACGUUGGGAAGUCCAUGGGGGAGAUCAACAACGGGCGAGAAUUAUCAGAUCUUGACUGGGCAAUGCUCUAUGUUUGGGACAAGAUUACCACCACAGUGGCUACGGGACGGAAGACGGCUACUAUUGGUGUUAUCGGCAUGAGAACAGAUGGAACCUCAAGUGAUAUUUGGAGUAAAUCUAAAGACGACGCAUAUGAGCACAUAUCAAUCUUUAAGGACAUUGGACAAGCGCUGAUGCCGGACCUUAGAGAGUUGCGGAGCCUGAUUAAGGCAAGCAGCACUGACAAAGGAGAUGCGAUUGACCUGAUCGUCAAGUACUGCAAGAAGCUGAAGUACAAAAGAAAAAUUGUCCUUGUUACUAACGGAAAGGGGGCCAUGGAUCCUGAUGGCAUGGAAGGUAUUGCAAGCAAGAUAAAUGAGGAAGGAAUUGAACUUGUUGUUCUCGGAGUGGAUUUUGAUGACCCUGAAUAUGGUUUCAAGGAGGAAGAUAAGGAUGCAGUUAAAGCUGAGAAUGAAUCUUCUCUACAAAAAUUAUGUGAUGUUUGCGAUGGUAUCUAUGGGACCUUGGAACAAGCAAUAUCCGAACUUGAUACUCCUCGCGUCAAAAUUGUGCGAGGCAUCCCUAGUUUCAAGGGAGAUUUCCGGCUCGGGGAUCCGGAAAAGUACGACUCUGCGCUGACCAUCCAGGUGGAGAGGUACUAUCGGACUUACGCAGCCCGGCCGCCGGCUGCUAGUUCUUUUGUGUUGUCCGGUGCACCUCCGGAAGGUCAAGAAAGCGGAAAGCCAUCAGUAACAUUGAAGAAUGUGAAUGCCGAGGGCGAAAAUAGCAAUACCAUCGGAUUGACAAGUGUCAGAAACGCACGAUCUUACCAGGUUGCUGAUGAUAGUGUAGUAGGCGGCAAGCGAGAUGUAGAACGAGACGAGCUUGCAAAGGGGUACGAGUAUGGCAGAACUGCCGUGCAUAUCAGCGAAUCAGACGAGAAUAUAACGAAGAUUGAGACGAAGGCCGCCUUGGAAAUAAUCGGAUUUAUACCUACUCAAAAUUAUGAUCGUUACAUGAUUAUGUCGACAUCUAACGUCAUUAUCGCCCAGAGAACUAACAAUAAAGCUAUUAUGGCUCUUUCUUCCGUCAUUCAUGCACUUUUUGAGCUUGAGAGCUAUGCUGUUGGUCGACUAGUCGUCAAAGAUGGCAAAGGCCCGGCUCUUAUUCUCCUAGCCCCUUCAAUUGAACCAGACUAUGAAUGCUUGCUUGAGGUUCAAUUACCCUUUGCGGAAGACUGUCGCUGUUACCGUUUCCCACCCCUUGAUAGGGUUACCACUGUGUCUGGAAAGGCUGUUAAAGAGCAUCGAAAUUUGCCUAACGAAGACCUCGUGUCAGCCAUGGAACAAUAUGUGGCAAGCAUGGAACUAGUGGAACCUGGUGAAGGAGGUGAGCUAGUGGAAUCGUUUGCCCUUGAAGAUUGUUACUCUCCUCUUCUGCACAGAAUUGACCAGGCCAUUCGGUGGCGUGCUAUCCACCCUACAAAGCCACUUCCUCCUGUUCCGGAAAUACUUCAGAAGUUGUCCCGUCAACCCGAAACACUGCGGGAACAAAGCAGGCCGGCAUUGGAACAAUUAAUCAAAGUAUCUGAUAUCAAGAAAGUGCCACCAAAGGCGAAAGGCCGCAAACGAAAUAGGGACGUUGAUAAGCCUCUUUCCGGGCUUGACGUGGAAGCCCUUUUACAAGGCGAAAAGCGUCAGCGAAUUUCACCUGAGAAUGCAAUUCCCGAAUUCAAACAAGCACUCGCAAACACUGAAGACAUCAAUACAAUCAAGGACUCAGUGAAACAGAUGUGUACCAUAAUUGAAGACCAAAUCAAGCAUAGCCUGGGUGAUUCCAGUUAUGACAGAGCUAUCGAAUACAUGGGAACCAUGAGAGACGAACUAAUUUCUUUCGAAGAACCCGACUUGUAUAACGAUUUCAUUCGGAGGCUAAAACAGAAAUUACUGGGCGAUAAACUAGGCGAGGACAGGAGAGAGCUCUGGUGGCUUAUUCGAAAGAAUAAAAUUGGGCUGGUUGACAACAAGCUGGUGGAAAUAUCAAAGGUUACAGAGCAAGAAGCAAAAGAGUUUAUGUCGGCAAAAUCAACGUAA
Messenger RNA from Microsporum canis CBS 113480, 2166 nucleotides. RefSeq lists its product as hypothetical. Gene Ontology annotation, molecular function: damaged DNA binding; double-stranded DNA binding; telomeric repeat DNA binding. NCBI's taxonomy places the organism in Eukaryota, Fungi, Ascomycota, Eurotiomycetes, Onygenales, Arthrodermataceae. Gene Ontology annotation, cellular component: Ku70:Ku80 complex; nucleus. Bases 1 to 2166 code for a protein of 721 amino acids. The transcript is spliced from 11 exons. Gene Ontology annotation, biological process: cellular response to gamma radiation; cellular response to X-ray; DNA recombination. The record is from RefSeq and is a predicted model, not a curated record.